Molecule: messenger RNA, 234 nt
Organism: Rotaria sp. Silwood2
Lineage: Eukaryota; Metazoa; Rotifera; Eurotatoria; Philodinida; Philodinidae
Source: the annotation of a GenBank genome assembly
AUGUUCGACGAAUAUCCUGCUGCAAGUUCUGAUGUUAACGUCAUUGAAUUAUUGUGGUCAUGGAUGAACCACUUUGUUCAACAACGUCGUCCUAGUUCUCAACAACAUCUCGAACAAUUAGUUAUCGAUGCUUGGAAUCAAAUUCCACGAUGUGUAAUACAUGUUUACAUUGAUCAUAUUCAAGAUAUUUGCUACCAAGUAAUAGUGAACCAAGGAUGGGAAACUUCAGGAUAA